CAGGAGGGAAAAAGGGGGAAGAGGUGAAGGGUGGUGUUGGUGGGGGUAGUUAGUUGAAGGCUCGGAGAGGGGCUACAACGCCUUUCAGUCGACACGAGUGCGUCUGUCUUGGUUGUAAAAGUAGGAUUUUAAUAGUAUUUUUUAAAAAAGAGAGGGUUUGUUUUUUUUCCCUUGACGAGACGCCGCUUGACUGCUGGGAGUUUGAACCAUGCAAGGACCUCCUUCCGGGGACAGCGCAUGCCCACUGCGCACUAUCAAAAGGGUUCAGUUUGGCAUCCUAAGUCCAGAUGAGAUGAAACGGAUGUCUGUGACUGAAGGAGGAAUCAAGUACUCCGAGACCACCGAGGGAGGCCGGCCCAAGUUGGGUGGGCUGAUGGACCCUCGCCAAGGUGUUAUCGAAAGAACUGGAAGAUGCCAGACCUGUGCAGGUAACAUGACCGAAUGCCCAGGUCACUUUGGACACAUCGAGUUGGCAAAGCCAGUAUUUCAUGUUGGCUUUCUUACAAAGACAAUGAAAGUUCUCCGGUGCGUCUGUUUCUUCUGUUCCAAGCUUCUGGUGGAUUCUAAUAAUCCCAAAAUCAAAGACAUCUUGAUCAAGUCAAAAGGGCAGCCACGGAAACGCUUGACUCACGUGUACGACCUGUGCAAAGGGAAGAACAUCUGUGAGGGCGGAGAAGAGAUGGACAACAAGUUUGGAGUGGAGCAGCAAGAGGGCGAGGAAGACCUCACCAAGGAGAAGGGUCACGGAGGCUGUGGCCGAUACCAGCCCCGCAUUCGGAGGGUGGGGCUGGAGCUGUACGCUGAGUGGAAACACGUGAACGAAGACUCACAGGAGAAGAAGAUCCUGCUGAACCCGGAGCGGGUGUACGAGAUCUUCAAGCGAAUCACGGACGAAGAGUGUGUGAUCCUGGGCAUGGACCCCAAGUAUGCAAAGCCAGAGUGGAUGAUUCUAACUGUCCUUCCUGUGCCGCCACUCUCAGUGCGUCCAGCUGUCGUCAUGCAGGGCUCUGCGCGGAACCAGGAUGACUUGACCCACAAACUGGCCGACAUUGUCAAAAUCAACAACCAGCUGCGGAGGAACGAGCAGAAUGGGGCAGCAGCUCAUGUCAUCGCUGAGGAUGUUAAACUCCUGCAGUUCCACGUAGCCACCAUGGUCGACAAUGAACUGCCUGGACUUCCCAGGGCAAUGCAAAAGUCGGGCCGGCCACUGAAGUCGCUCAAACAGAGGCUGAAGGGCAAGGAGGGGCGUGUCCGUGGAAACCUGAUGGGGAAGCGUGUGGAUUUCUCAGCGCGUACCGUCAUCACACCCGACCCCAACCUCUCCAUCGACCAGGUCGGCGUGCCGCGAUCGAUCGCAGCCAACAUGACCUUCCCAGAAAUCGUCACUCCAUUCAACAUUGACAGACUGCAGGAGUUGGUGAGGCGAGGCAACAACCAGUAUCCCGGCGCCAAAUAUAUCAUCCGAGACAAUGGGGAUCGAAUUGACCUGCGUUUCCAUCCCAAGCCCAGCGAUCUGCAUCUUCAAAUCGGAUACCGGGUGGAGAGGCACAUGUGCGAUGGUGACAUUGUCAUCUUCAACAGACAGCCCACGCUACACAAAAUGUCCAUGAUGGGACACAAAGUGCGGAUCCUGCCCUGGUCGACCUUCCGACUGAAUCUCAGUGUGACGACUCCGUACAAUGCAGAUUUUGAUGGUGACGAGAUGAAUCUUCACUUGCCUCAGUCCCUGGAGACGCGAGCAGAGAUCCAAGAGCUGGCCAUGGUACCCAGGAUGAUUGUCACCCCUCAGUCCAACAGACCUGUCAUGGGGAUUGUGCAGGACACAUUGACAGCCGUGCGGAAGUUCACAAAGCGAGAUGUCUUCAUGGACCGGGGUGAAGUCAUGAACCUGUUGAUGCAUCUCUCAACCUGGGAUGGGAAGGUUCCCCAACCUUCCAUCCUGAAACCUCGGCCACUCUGGACUGGCAAGCAGAUCUUCACGCUGGUCAUCCCAGGCCACAUUAACUGCAUCCGGACCCACAGCACCCACCCCGACGAAGAGGACAACGGCCCUUAUAAACACAUCUCACCGGGGGACACAAAGGUGAUUGUGGAGAAUGGAGAGCUGAUUAUGGGCAUCCUUUGCAAGAAGUCGCUGGGUACCUCGGCUGGGUCCCUGGUACAUAUCACCUUCCUGGAGAUGGGCCAUGACAUCACAAGGCUCUUCUACAGCAACAUCCAGACUGUCAUCAACAACUGGUUAUUGAUAGAAGGUCACACAAUUGGUAUUGGAGACUCCAUCGCUGAUGCCAAAACCUACCAGGACAUUCAGAAUACCAUCAAAAAGGCCAAGCAAGAUGUGAUAGAGGUUAUUGAGAAAGCUCACAACAACGAGUUGGAGCCCACUCCCGGUAACACCCUGCGUCAAACCUUUGAGAACCAGGUCAACCGAAUCCUGAACGAUGCCCGUGACAAAACUGGUUCAUCCGCACAGAAAUCCCUAUCUGAAUACAACAACUUCAAAUCCAUGGUGGUCGCAGGCUCCAAGGGAUCAAAGAUUAACAUCUCACAGGUUAUUGCUGUGGUCGGUCAACAAAACGUGGAGGGAAAGCGGAUCCCUUUUGGCUUCAAGCACCGCACGCUGCCGCACUUCAUCAAGGAUGAUUACGGUCCCGAGAGCAGAGGUUUUGUGGAGAACUCGUACCUCGCCGGCCUGACUCCCACUGAGUUCUUCUUCCACGCCAUGGGAGGCAGAGAGGGUCUGAUUGAUACUGCCGUAAAGACUGCUGAAACUGGUUAUAUCCAGAGACGUUUGAUCAAGUCUAUGGAGUCGGUGAUGGUGAAAUAUGAUGCAACAGUUCGAAACUCCAUUAACCAAGUGAUUCAGCUGCGUUAUGGAGAAGAUGGUCUGGCAGGAGAGAGUGUCGAAUUCCAAAACCUCGCAUCGGUGAAACCAUCCCACAAAAACUUCGAGAAAAAAUUCAAACUGGAGUACACGAACGAACGAAGCUUACGCAGGACCUUGCAGGAAGACAUUGUGAAGGAAAUCCUCAGCAAUGCUGCCAUUCAGAACGAGCUGGAGGUGGAGUUUGAGAAGAUGAAGGAUGAUCGCGAGGUCCUUAGGGCUGUGUUCCCCACUGGAGACAGCAAGGUGGUACUGCCCUGUAAUCUGCUCCGCAUGAUUUGGAACGCUCAGAAAAUCUUCCACAUCAACACACGGACAGUGACUGAUCUUCACCCUAUUCGUGUGAUCGAAGGUGUGAAGGAGCUGAGUAAGAAGCUGAUCAUAGUGAACGGUGACGAUCCGCUGAGCCGGCAGGCACAGGAGAACGCCACACUGCUCUUCAACAUCCACCUGCGAUCCACCCUGUGCAGCCGCCGUAUGACCGAGGAAUUCCGUCUCAGUGGAGAGGCCUUUGAGUGGCUGCUGGGUGAGAUCGAAGCCAAGUUCAACCAGUCGAUCGCACAUCCUGGGGAAAUGGUGGGUGCUUUGGCUGCCCAAUCACUGGGAGAGCCUGCUACACAGAUGACCCUGAACACCUUUCACUACGCUGGUGUGUCAGCCAAGAACGUCACCCUGGGUGUCCCUCGUCUGAAGGAGCUGAUCAACAUCUCCAAGAAGCCCAAGACUCCCUCGCUUACUGUCUUCCUGCUGGGCCAGUCUGCCAGGGAUGCAGAACGUGCCAAGGACAUCCUCUGCCGGCUGGAGCACACCACACUGAGGAAGGUGACGGCCAACACUGCCAUCUAUUACGACCCUGACCCCCAGAACACGGUGGUGUCUGAGGACCAGGAGUGGGUGAAUGUCUACUAUGAAAUGCCUGACUUCGACGUGACACGGAUCUCUCCCUGGCUCUUGCGCAUAGAGCUUGAUCGCAAACACAUGACUGACCGAAAACUGACCAUGGAGCAGAUUGCCGAGAAAAUCAAUGCUGGUUUUGGUGAUGAUUUGAACUGCAUCUUUAACGAUGACAACGCCGAGAAACUGGUCCUGAGAAUCCGCAUCAUGAACAGUGACGAGAAUAAAUUCCAGGAGCAAGAGGAGGAGGUGGUGGACAAGAUGGACGAUGACGUGUUCCUUCGGUGCAUUGAGUCAAACAUGCUGACAGACAUGACGUUGCAAGGAAUCGAGCAGAUCAGUAAGGUGUACAUGCACCUCCCUCAAACAGACAACAAGAAGAAGAUCAUUAUCACAGAGGAUGGGGAGUUUAAAGCCCUCCAGGAGUGGAUUCUGGAGACGGAUGGCGUCAGUCUGAUGAGGGUGCUGAGCGAGAAGGACGUGGAUCCAGUCCGCACCACGUCCAACGACAUUGUGGAGAUCUUCACGGUUCUUGGCAUUGAAGCCGUGCGGAAAGCCUUGGAGCGGGAGCUGUAUCACGUCAUCUCCUUCGAUGGCUCCUACGUCAACUACCGCCACUUGUCGCUGCUGUGUGACACCAUGACCUGCCGAGGACACUUGAUGGCCAUCACCCGUCACGGGGUGAACAGGCAGGACACCGGCCCACUCAUGAAGUGUUCCUUUGAAGAAACGGUGGAUGUUUUAAUGGAGGCCUCAGCACACGGUGAAAUGGACCCGAUGAAAGGGGUGUCCGAGAACAUCAUGCUGGGGCAGCUAGCGCCAGCAGGAACGGGAUCCUUUGACCUGCUGCUCGACGCUGAGAAGUGCAAGUACGGCAUGGAGAUCCCAACGAACAUCGGAGGGCUCGGAGUCGGAGGACCGACCGGAAUGUUCUUCGGCUCUGCCCCCAGCCCAAUGGGUGGGAUGUCUCCGGCUAUGACUCCGUGGAACCAGGGUGCGACUCCUGCCUACGGAGCCUGGUCACCCAGUGUGGGCAGUGGAAUGACCCCAGGAGCUGCUGGCUUCUCUCCUAGUGCCGCGUCUGACGCUAGUGGCUUCAGUCCUGGCUACUCUCCUGCUUGGUCUCCAACCCCUGGCUCUCCUGGAUCUCCUGGCCCAUCCAGUCCCUACAUUCCAUCUCCAGGUGGAGUGAUGUCUCCCAGUUAUUCACCAACCUCUCCUGCCUAUGAGCCAAGGUCUCCUGGUGGUUACACACCCCAGAGUCCCAGCUACUCCCCAACGUCUCCAUCCUACAGCCCCACCUCGCCAUCCUACUCGCCAACCAGCCCGAACUACAGCCCUACCUCCCCCAGCUACUCCCCCACCAGCCCCAGCUACAGCCCAACGUCCCCCAGCUACAGCCCCACCAGCCCCUCCUACUCCCCCACCUCCCCCUCCUACUCCCCCACCAGCCCCAGCUACUCCCCGACUUCUCCCAGUUACUCACCAACUAGCCCCAGCUACUCCCCAACAUCUCCCAGCUACUCUCCAACCAGUCCCUCUUACAGCCCCACUUCACCCAGUUACUCCCCGACGUCUCCCUCCUAUUCCCCCACCUCUCCCUCUUACUCGCCAACUAGUCCCAGCUACUCCCCAACAUCACCCAACUAUACCCCCACUUCACCCAACUACAGCCCUACCUCCCCUAGUUACAGCCCCACCUCUCCCAGUUAUACACCCACCUCUCCAAAUUACAGUCCCACCUCACCGAGUUACAGUCCCACCUCCCCCAGUUACAGUCCCACCUCCCCCAGCUACUCGCCUUCUAGCCCUCGCUACACCCCCCAGUCGCCAACCUAUACUCCCAGCUCUCCCAGUUACAGUCCCAGCAGUCCUAGCUAUUCCCCAACCAGUCCAAAAUACUCCCCCACCAGCCCUUCCUACAGCCCCAGCUCUCCAGAGUACACACCCACUUCUCCAAAAUACAGCCCCACCAGCCCAAAAUACUCCCCCACCUCUCCAAAAUACUCCCCGACCUCCCCCACCUAUUCCCCCACCACGCCAAAAUACUCCCCCACCAGCCCCACCUACUCCCCCACCUCCCCAGUCUACACCCCCACCUCCCCAAAGUACUCUCCCACCUCGCCCACCUACUCGCCCACCUCCCCGAAAUACUCGCCCACCUCUCCCACGUACUCGCCCACCAGCCCCAAGGGCUCGACCUACUCCCCCACGUCCCCGGGCUACUCCCCCACGUCCCCCACCUACAGCCUCACCAGUCCGGCCAUCAGCCCCGAAGACAGCGACGAGGAGAACUGAGGGCGAGGAACGGACCGAGCGAGAACUGGGAUCCCCUCACCGUCCCAUCCAGGGGACCCCCCCACCACCACCCAACCCCCCCUCCCCAAGGCCCACACGUGCAGUCCGCACUUGUCUGCGCAUUUUACUUCCAAGACUCUCGCCCUUGUUUGAACUGGACUUGAACUGGCUUAUGUUUCACGUUCUGUAUCAAUGUUGUUGGGGGGGGCGGGGUGAUGGAGGAACACCGAAAUUCUGGGAUGUGUUUUAAAAUAAAUCCAAGAUACGGAAGGAAGGAGAAAUCUAAACUGUAUAAUUUGAAUAUAUAUAUUUUUCUUUGGACCCUUUUGAAUUCUGGGUGCAGUCAGGGAGUGGCAGUGGGGGUUUUGGACAACCUUUCUCACCCUUGCUGCACCUGGACCAGUGUGAAUUUCGAUUUUGUUCUGUGGAAAUAAUGCUACUUGACCAUUAUUGCUGAGCGUUCCUUGGUAACCCAGGGCAACGGGCUGGUUCUGUCUGUCGGGCCCUGAUGGUUUUAUAUGUGGAUGUGAUUUGUGCUUUAAGGAUGGUGACUGUGGGAAAUUUUAAUUCCGUCUGUGAGGAAACGGGAGGUGAGCUGUGAAAGGGUUACUGAUGUCAGGAGUGGUAAGGAGGGUGUGGGUGGGUGGGUUGGGGGUGGUGGGGUGUGAAAUGGGUCAGUUACUGUAAUGAAUCGGAUUGCCGUGCAAAACACAUGACCAUUUCUCUCCUCCUCCCCCCCUUCCCCUCCCCCUCCCCCAUAUGCAGCAGAGAAUGGACCCUUUUCAUUUUUUGGGUGCUGAUGGGGGAGCUGACGAUUCUUAAACCACCUGAUUCUGAUGUGAUUCUUUGGACAUAACUGUAAAAACGGGAUAUGAAACGUGCUUAAAACAAGGCCGCAUUUAGCUGCCUGAUCUGUGUACAGAACAUUUACUAGUCUUUUCCUGUUUUUCUCUUUGGAAAUGUUGGAAAUAUACUUAAAAUAAAGUUUUACUAAUUUUUGUGGA
Carcharodon carcharias (great white shark) is the source of this 7080-nucleotide messenger RNA. It is a transcript of the gene polr2a, whose product is annotated as RNA polymerase II subunit A. The coding region runs from base 209 to 6076 and encodes 1955 amino acids. Lineage: Eukaryota; Metazoa; Chordata; Chondrichthyes; Lamniformes; Lamnidae. Gene Ontology annotation, molecular function: DNA binding. The transcript has 29 exons. The record is from RefSeq and is a predicted model, not a curated record. Gene Ontology annotation, biological process: transcription by RNA polymerase II. Gene Ontology annotation, cellular component: RNA polymerase II, core complex.